AUGUGAAUAAGUUGAUUAAGAAAUGAGGUAUUUGAAACAGUGUUGGUUCUCUCACUAGACUUUUUGCAACCACAACACCUUCUUUCUCUCUCUAUAAAUACAAGUCCAUACCCACUCAGUGCACCUUAUCAUCUCUCUCUACCCAAAAGUCAGCGCCUUCUUUUGUCUUUUCUCUCUCUCAACGCGGACACACCCUGCAGAGUUUGUCUCCACGCUUGUCAUGGCGGAAGAUUGGGAUCUACACGCGGUGGUCAGAGGUUGCUCCACCGUCACCUCCUCCUCUUCCUCCACCACCACCACCUCCGGCUUCGGCUCAGGCUCAGGCUCCUGUUACCUUCACCACCCCGCCGAACCUUCUUCUUCUUCCUCUUCGGCCUUUUCCAUCUUCAAGGGUGAAGAAGGAAGCCACGUUUUGUCGCUUUCCGCUUACCCUUUUGAGGCCAGAAGCUCCAUUGAAGAGUUGCAUGAGCUUUGCAAGCCCUUCUUCUCCAAAUCUCAGCCUCUCUCCCCCUUGUCCUCACUCUCUUCUUCUGUUUCGUCUGCGCCACCCAAAUCACUUUCAACGCAGCACCAACAGAGGAACAAGCAGCCACACGCAGUCACCACCCCACGAUCUAAAAGAAGGUAUAAAAAUUUGUGCUUGCUUGCUUUUGAUACCCCAGAGAAAAAAAAAAUAACAAAAAAAGAUCUUGGACUUGCCCAUGUCAUAAAAAUCAUGUUUUUAAGGUUUUAAAUUGUGGUCGUGGGAAAUUGUGGACAUAUAUGUUAAUAGGGUGACCCAAAAACCUUUAUGUUGUGGUUUUGGUGUUUUUUAAAACCUUGGUGGGUGUAUUUGUGAGAUGUGCUUAUGUUUGUUUUGGUCUUUUU
This is a messenger RNA of Cajanus cajan (pigeon pea), 867 nucleotides long. The record is from RefSeq and is a predicted model, not a curated record. Lineage: Eukaryota; Viridiplantae; Streptophyta; Magnoliopsida; Fabales; Fabaceae.